Molecule: messenger RNA, 7848 nt
Organism: Ailuropoda melanoleuca (giant panda)
Lineage: Eukaryota; Metazoa; Chordata; Mammalia; Carnivora; Ursidae
Gene: SLC38A1
Product: solute carrier family 38 member 1
Exons: 16
Coding region: 590-2053 (487 amino acids)
Biological process (GO): L-glutamine transport; amino acid transmembrane transport
Cellular component (GO): plasma membrane
Molecular function (GO): L-glutamine transmembrane transporter activity
Source: RefSeq, a predicted model, not a curated record
GCGCCCUCUUAGUCGCUCCCACUUCCACCCCUAAGCGAUCAGGAUCUCCAGCCGCCACCGCAGCGGGGUUCUGGGCCCGCUGCCGGGUCCCCAAGAAGGGGUGGGGCAGGUGUCCAGGCUGCGCGCCGCCUCCGCUCCCGGUGCCACAGUCAGUGCGCCCAGCACACGCACGCCCCGCAACCCCUCCCUCGCCCCUUCCCCGAUGCUCAAUCUCCGCCAGCCGCGGUCGCUGCAUCCUCUGAGAGCGGCAAGAGGGAAGUCGCGAGGCGCGGCCGCCAGCAUAGACACCAUGUGACGGGCACCGCUCAGUGACAAGCAGCUUUGGUUAAAGAGCGGGCGCGCGGGAGGGGAGGCGACGGCGCGCGGGACGCGGGACGCGGAGGAAUGGCCUGACUUUCCCCUUUAAACCAUCACGAGCCAUGGAUGCGCAAAGGCGACGCGCCCCCCAGUAGGAGAAUGACUGCGAUUCGAGACCCUCCGUGCCAGAGUGUGUGGAUGGGUGUCAAGCUUGUAUUUUUGCUGCUAUCCAUUUGUAAUACACUCAGAGCAGAAUUUGGACUCAUUUUUUGACUACAGAUACUUUGUAAACAUGAUGCAUUUCAAAAGUGGACUCGAAUUAACGGAGUUGCAGAACAUGACAGUGCCCGAGGAUGAUAACAUUAGCAACGAUUCCAAUGAUUUCACUGAAGUAGAAAAUGGUCAAAUAAAUAGCAAGUUUAUUUCUGAUCGCGAGAGUAGACGAAGUCUCACCAACAGCCAUCUGGAAAAAAAGAAAUGUGAUGAAUAUAUUCCAGGAACAACCUCCUUGGGCAUGUCUGUGUUUAACCUAAGCAACGCCAUUAUGGGCAGUGGGAUUUUGGGACUCGCCUUUGCCCUGGCAAACACCGGAAUCCUACUUUUUCUGAUACUUUUGACUUCUGUGACACUGCUAUCUAUAUAUUCAAUAAACCUUCUUUUGAUCUGUUCAAAGGAAACAGGCUGCAUGGUUUAUGAAAAGCUGGGAGAACAGGUCUUUGGCACCACAGGGAAGCUCGUAAUCUUUGGAGCCACCUCUCUACAGAACACUGGAGCAAUGCUGAGCUACCUCUUCAUAGUAAAAAAUGAACUACCCUCCGCCAUAAAGUUUCUCAUGGGAAAGGAAGAGGCAUUUUCAGCCUGGUAUGUGGAUGGCCGCGUUCUGGUGGUGGUAGUUACUUUCGGUAUAAUCCUCCCUCUGUGUCUCUUGAAGAACUUAGGGUAUCUUGGCUAUACUAGUGGAUUUUCUUUGAGCUGUAUGGUUUUUUUCCUAAUAGUGGUUAUCUACAAGAAAUUUCAAAUUUCCUGCAUUGUUCCAGAGCUAAAUUCAACAAUAAGUGCUAAUUUAACAAACCCUGACAUGUGUACGCCAAAAUACGUUACCUUCAAUUCAAAGACCGUGUACGCUUUACCAACCAUUGCGUUUGCUUUUGUCUGCCACCCGUCAGUCCUGCCAAUUUACAGUGAGCUUAAAGAUCGAUCACAGAAAAAGAUGCAGAUGGUUUCCAAUAUCUCCUUUUUCGCCAUGUUUGUUAUGUACUUCUUGACUGCCAUUUUUGGCUACUUGACGUUCUAUGAAAACGUGCACUCUGACCUCCUUCACAAGUACCAGAGUAAAGAUGACAUUCUCAUCCUGACAGUGCGGCUGGCUGUGAUUGUCGCUGUCAUCCUCACAGUGCCUGUGUUAUUCUUCACGGUUCGUUCGUCUUUAUUUGAACUGGCUAAGAAAACGAAGUUUAAUUUGUGUCGUCAUAUCUUGGUUACCUUCGUACUCUUAGUUAUUCUCAACUUGUUGGUGAUCUUCAUACCGUCCAUGAAGGAUAUUUUUGGGGUCGUAGGAGUCACAUCUGCUAAUAUGCUUAUUUUCAUUCUUCCUUCAUCUCUUUAUUUAAAAAUCACAAGCCAGGAUGGAGAUAAAGGAGCUCAAAGAAUUUGGGCCACCCUUUUCUUGGUCCUGGGGGUGUUGUUCUCCCUGGUCAGCAUUCCCUUGGUCAUCUACGACUGGGCCUGCUCAUCAAGUAGUGACGAAGGCCACUGAGACCAGCUGAGGACAGGAAGCGUUCCGGCCCACGGCUCGGUCAUGUCACCACACAUCAGCAAUUUCUCAUCACUUCUUUCACAAGUUUACAGAAGCAAACCAGAAAUUCACAAGAUACUUAAAAUGGAAUAACACUUCGGUAGCAAAACUGAAACCUGUUUCUAUAAUGGUUCCUGUCCCUCUAAGAGUUGGGAUCAAUUAAGGAUUGUGGAUAUAUUUUUUUUUAAGUCUCAUGCAGUUGUAUUUCUCAGUACUCGUCACAAUCAGUUGUUUUUCACUCUCCUAACUAUUUUUUGUGACUUCGUGAUCCCUUAGAACUUUGAAAUCAUAAUCAUCAAUCAUGUUUAUUUAUUAUGCAUUCAGGUUCCGAAAUAAUUUUCCUGCCAAUGUUCCGUUCACGCCAUCUGUACCUUUUUAGAAGAGAAAAGAAUCCUGAAUUGUAUAUAGUUAUUUUGCUUUACAGAAAAAAAUGGUUUCGUAAAUAUUUUGCCUACUUUGGUUACCAUAGCACACAGGGGUAAUUGUAAGAGAGUGACGGGGUGUGUGCCGUUGCUGGAUGAAGAUCUGCCCUAUAUUUGAUCACCUGGCAGCCAGGCGCUGGCGGUCCAGUGGCCUCACCGGCACUACACCCUGCUUCAUGCAGGGACAUUCUCCACUGGGAAGGGGGUGAGAAUGAUUCUUACCUUGGUAAACAUUAAGGUACACAUUUGGGGUAUCUAACAAAUGAAGUUUUGUUUCCCUCUUGGCCAGUUGUGUCAAAGUUACUCUAAUCUGGGUCACCUUCCACUGAGGGAGACCCAUGACACCUUUGUAAUAAAUUGAGAAGUGAGAGUAUUGCAAAAAGAGCAUCCAAAAUGCCUAAGAAAAUAUUCCUCUGAUGCAGAUAGCCUUCAACCCUACACCUGUAUUGUUGAGGGGGGAAAAACACUUUCUUAAAUUAUAAACCCAGCGGCUUUUACUCAUGUCCACCAGCUUUUUGCACAGGGAAUAAUGUGUAUCUAACCACAGGUGAUCUAGGAUAAGUAAUUCCUGUUUUAUAUUGGGUACUUUAGGGGGUCUUUAAAAGACUUGUUUUAUAUCUAUAAAUUUAGGUUAUUACAAAUACAAGAUUUUUGUACCUUAAAUAAGCCUCAUUCCUAUUUCUUGUCCAUCAACAAUCCACUCCGAGUCUUGAAAAAAAAAAAAAGAAAGAAAAAGAACCCUCAGAGAUAGCCUUUGAGAAGAACUUGUGACAGAAUCAAUGUACCUUCCUUCCCUCAGAUGGGGACUUUGGUGCCUGUGCUGUCUCCUCUUCUCGUCCCCAACCAAGGGGUGGGCCAUUACCGCCUGCCCGACAUGAUCCACACAGGAGGACAGCGUUGCCUCACACCCCUACUCCAGCCCCAUUAUCUCCUAAAGGGAGGGGGGUGGAAGGAAAUUACACAGAGACUGAAAAAGAAGAGAGCUGGGGACAAGGCAUAGCUUGGAAAGUUGGGGGACAGUAAGGAAACGCAGAAUCGCACCUUCCUGAAGGUGGGCCAUCACCUGUGAUUGGACUGUCUCUAUCACACAGUAAGAAAUGUUUGUGCUCUGCGAGCUGGUCUCUUGAAAUAGGACUUGUGUUUUAUUUAUAUUCUGGUUGAACUUCUCAAACACAUAAGUUCACCGAGCACGGAUUUCUUAUCCAGAGAUAAGUAGAAUCUAACCGCAGACUCUUCGCAGGAUUUCCAAGCACUUAGCUCUGGGUUCUGUUCCUCCCUCACUCAAAUCCCCAAAGGCCUUUGCUCACCAUUCACGGGGAGUAACAAGGAACUGUCCCCUCCCCCUUUACAGACUAAUGUUCCAUAGAAAAGGCAGGCAUUGAAGCACCUUGUUGUGAUCCUCUUGGGGGAGGAGGAAAGGUUAUUUCCUGCGUUUCUUGGUAGGAUCAUCGUAGCUUUUAAUGUACUGCUCCAGAAUUACAUCCACAUUGGGUCAGAGUUCAGGUAAUUAGAUAUGAAUACCUACCCAUACGUGAAUACCUAACCUAGCAGAAUCCACAGCCACCUCUGUACUUCUCAGCAAUGUCUUCCAUAUUGGAUGAACAGGGAGAGAAACUGAGCAAAACAAGUCAGUUGGCCCUCGGAGGCUUGUCUAGGGCACCGAGUAAUGAAAUAGCCAGGUCGUGGACUGACCCUCCAUUAAAAAAAGAUACCUAGUUGAGUUUGCAAGCAAUACUAUGCUACUUUCUAUUUUCCUUAUUAAUUUAUAACAAUUCAUUUUACACUCACAAAGUCAACUCAGAAAAUUAUCAUUAACUCUUGGGAUGGGUAGUGAUAUUUUUGGAUCUCUGGAUUUUAUGUGUCAGUACAGGGAAUUUUUAUUAUUAUUUAAAGUAUUUAUUUAGAGGAGGCACGUUGUUGAUGUCUGUGAUACUGCAGGUUUUUAAAAAUCUUCUUUGUAUGUUUAUCUAAGUUUAUUUUUGACUGGAUAUAAUAGACCCUAGUGUAAUUUGUCAAAUACCACAGAUUAAUUACAUCAUUUGUGUGGGAUUAGCUGUAAAGUGUACUGCAAUAAUUCUUCUUGUUCAGAAUAGUGAACUGAUAGCCAAAAAUACAUGUAUCACAGAUGUUAGGUAGAAUUUAAACAGCAGUCAAGUGCUAUAGAAGUUUUUCUGCUAAAUUAGUCGAUUAAAGAAUAUUACACCUUAGCCAUUGGGAGCAGCACGUUUUCCUUUGGUAGAUAGAACCUUAACACUAGUGAACAGUGCCAGUUUCAUACUUUGGAUUUAGAACUGUUCUCUAGUUAUUAUAACACAAUAUACUGUAAAUCCCUAAUUUACCUAAUGUUACUUAUGGGGAGUGGAGUAGGAAAGUGUGUACAGGAAAGAAAUCUAGUCUUGUUAAACACAGGCUGUCCCCAAUUUAUAAGCAGAUCAUGUUGCAAAACCCUGUUAGGUGGUUGUUUGCAACCUGGAAUGUAUUUUCCUCUAAAUACCAGGUUAUACAUGGCGUGUAGGCCCCCAAAGCAGCUAGGAAAGAUGGUCAGACCCAUCAUUCAGCAGAAUAGGAUAAUACAACAUGAUGGCUAAAAAGCCUUAACCAAAAAUAACAUUGUUUCUAAGGAGUAUUUGUUCAGAGUUGCCAAGAGUGUGUCACUCCUGUUAAUGGAAUCAGGACUGCCCAUGUCAGCCACAUGGCCAGCUGCCGGACGGUGGGGGUAGGGUCACCACCAGUUAGUGGAGACCAGCGGGGCCUGAAGCAGGUCUCCAGCAAAGGAGCAGAAGUCCAGGGCCACCGGAGAACCUGGUGGUAGGGGGAGGGGAAGGAGGAUGAGGGGGCCUCUUGUGAGCCUGCCAGGGACAUUCCUCAGCUGGUAUCCUUUCUUUUGCCUGGAGGUCUCAGGCUUGGCCUGACUUUUCUGUUUGUAGGACCUGUUGCUCCUACAGGUUGUCUCUUCCCCUGCCGGUUACAGAGCAGGGUUGUUGCCGUGUAGCUUUCCCGUGCGCCCGUCAUUGAAGCCAGCACACAGCACUUUUAAUGGGUUUCGUGCUAGUGAACCAUGGUUUAACUGCCUAGUAAUCAGAUCGGUGUAAAAAAGCUCUCUACUGACUUCCCUUCUUUGUAUUUGCAGACCCUGUUGAGAAAGGCACCCAGGGGCGAUGGUCAUGGGGCUGGGGGUAGACCAGGGACUGUGGUAAGAUUCCUGUGUUUGAGAGGACACCCCAGCAAUUGCCCCAUAGCUGACUUCCUUCUGGAGUUGGACUCAAGCCUCUAAGCCAGUGCUUCUCACAGUGUGGUCCCCAGGUGGGUAGCAGCGUCACCCGAGGGCUUGUUGGAAUGCGGGCCUUGGGGCCCCACCCCAGAACUAAUGGAAUCAGAAACUCAGGGCGGAAGCCCUCAGCAGCUGGGUUUGAACAAGCCCCCUGCCUGAUCUUGAUGCACAUUAAGUGUGAGAACCACUCCAGGUCAAUUCGUAUCUCAUUUUUUUCUCCCCUAUCAGUCCUACCUCAGAGUAUGGUUCCUAGGAAAUGCUGGUGCCGGUGCACAGUGGUCAAGGAAGGCUGCCUGCAGUCGGGUCUGAAGCUGUGAAGAAAUGAAAAUGAAGUGGUUUUGUUUUUGCAGAGAAGGAAAACACCCUUUGUAAAUGCAGCUUUAGAUGAAAUACUGAAUUCGUGUCAGGAGUCAGCUCUCCACAGUGUUCGUCCGCGUUGUGUAACGACCGAGCCUGUCCUCCUUUUAAAGUGAAUUCUCUAGAAAGGUCUGUACUGCAUAAGCAUCUGCAAACUGCUCAGAAAAGGAUGUAGGGCUCGGCUCCGUUUCAGUAGAUCACAAUGCUGGACAGCACAUUUAUGGGGUGGGAAAGAGGUUGAGGACAUGAUCAGAUAUUUGAUCUUACGGCUCAGAGCAAAAGCCUCUAGUUUCCCUCAGUUAAUCAAUGUCAAUGGCUUGAGGCUUAGAAAGAGCAAUUCCUCCAUUCCACUUCACUGUCAACUUGUAGCCACUCUCAAAACAAAGAAGAUACAGACUAUCAUUUAGCAGUGCUAAUAAACGUUUUCCUGAGACGGCAGAUCUGGGAUUCCUUUAGCAACAGAACAUACUUCCUCUAAAAUCUACACAGUGAAUUAUGUAUGAUGACAUAGGGCUUUCAGGUACAAAUUGGGAAUGGGGUGGCUAACAACUGAAAAAUAUCACUAAAUCUAAGAGGGAAAUUUCUUGAAAAUUGUAAAAUUCACAAGGCUUAGUCAUUUUCCUGAAGGGUUUUCUCGGAGGAAGGGCUGUGAACUGGGCCCGUCUGUCUACAGGCUUGAAUUUGUGUUUUUAAAAGGAAGAAUCUAUGCAGCUGAGGUUUAUUGUAGGAAAUACUUCAUUUGUAUGUAAAUAUGUUGUAAAUAGAUAGGAGGCUGUAUAUUUUUGCAGUUGUCAGAGCCACACUGAGAUAGAAGUCUGCAUAUCAAGAAUCUAGUAUUUGCAUAUCAAGAAUAAAUGUUGUCAUAGAUAUUAGUGGUUUUGUUUGGGAAUUAGAAAAAUUUACAUUCUUGCCCAGGUAACAUCAUUCUCUCAGUGUAAACUUGGAAUCUAAACAUCUUACUUAACUGUUCAGAAAGCGAAAUGUCAGAGAAAUAGUUGCAUUGAUUUCUUAUACUGGUAUUAAGACAAUUAUUUAAGAGAUAAUCCUCUGAGCUACAAAUAAGGAAUAUUUAGACCCAAAUUAUUGUCAGAUAGAAAUAUAUAUACCCAAAAUGACAAACUGUUUCUUCAUAAUGCUCUUUCGCUAUUAACACUGAUACCACUACAAGUAUUUAUGUAAACAGAAGUUGGGGAGAGUUUUUCUUUUCAAAGUUAAAUUGAAUUGCUGCAUUUCCCAAACUUUGGGAUCUUUGAAAGGGGGAAAAAACCUGAACAUUAACUAUGAGCACAAAUUUGAAGGACAAAAAAAGGACCGUUAUUUUAUCAAGCUUUUGAAAGUCUUGCAUGUUUGCCUUUCAUUUUCAGUGUUGACGCCAACAUAGACUGUCUUAUGUCAUUUUUUUCCCAAAACACUUGAAUCUUGACCAUUGGUACGUAAUCCGCUCUCCAGAGUCCAGUUGUAUUUUAGACUUCAUGUAAGUCCAGUAUGUGUAGCACACCACUGGUUUAUUAAUGUAAAAACUUGUAAAUGACUUUCAGAUAGGUGAUAGAAGUGAGUCACACGUCACAAAACUUUGCUAUUCAUGGUUAAUCAAAUAGUUUAUUUUCCCCCCAGGAUGUGGUGUAAAUAAAGAAAUAUAAGAAAUUCUGUUCUAUAAUUGCUCUGUUAACAUAGUUUUUAAACAUUAAAAAUGUGAACUAAAAGUA